AUGUCGCACGAAAGAUAUCUGUUCAUCGCAGCGUCUAUAGUUUUGGCGGCCGCCUACGUACUGGCCAGGCCGCAACCGAAAGAGUUCGUACUGUCGGACGUAGUCAACAAGACCAUGUGCCCGAUCGAGGUGGAAAUCAACGACAACCCGGACCGCAUCCCGCGCCGCAUCAAGUACCUGCGAUGCGCGGCGCGGCCCAACAAGCUGUGCACCGAGCACCACAUCUCGCACGGAUGCUGUCGCCAGCACCACCACGCCUUCGUCACCGAGUGCGUGGAGAUCUACGACUGGGUGCACGUCACGUUCAAGGGGAACGACGUCCCGCAGGUCAUCAAGGUGCCGGUGGGCUGCACCUGCCUCAUCGAGGAGACGACGGCGGCCGCGGAGGUGUCGUGA
Spodoptera littoralis (African cotton leafworm) is the source of this 396-nucleotide messenger RNA. NCBI's taxonomy places the organism in Eukaryota, Metazoa, Arthropoda, Insecta, Lepidoptera, Noctuidae. The record is from the annotation of a GenBank genome assembly.